AUGCCAGCGUUGAACAUGUUGACCAAAGAGGUCCACCCGGAGAAGUCCAAGACAGUAGUCGAGUACAGUUCAGGAUCUACCGUAAUAUCUCUGGCAUUGGUCUCUCGUAUCAAUCACGGAAUACAAGAUGUUCGCGCCUUCUUGAGUAACAAGACUUCGGCACCAAAACUCAGGCUCAUGCAAUUCUUCGGGCUGGACAUGUACGAGCGGUGA
This is a messenger RNA of Alternaria ventricosa, 213 nucleotides long. RefSeq lists its product as uncharacterized. The transcript is spliced from 2 exons. NCBI's taxonomy places the organism in Eukaryota, Fungi, Ascomycota, Dothideomycetes, Pleosporales, Pleosporaceae. The record is from RefSeq and is a predicted model, not a curated record. The coding region runs from base 1 to 213 and encodes 70 amino acids.